AUGUCUGUAGGUACUGCAGCGGCCGCUGGUGGUAUUCCAGCAGCUCCUGAAAACCCCAUAGAUUAUCCUAUUGUAUUCACACGACAACAACAAGAAGAGGAGGAAGAUGCGGGUGUAGACAGUGAUGCUAUUUCAACUGUAACGAUAUUCACCGCCCUUCAGUGGCUAUUGCCGGUAUUUCAACUGGCCGAUUGGCUGCCAAAACAUAUAGGCAGAAAUGUAAAAGGUGGAGAGGCGUCUAGUGUUAAUAAUAAUAAUAAUAAUAAUAAUAAUAAUAAUAAUAAUAAUAAUAAUAAACGGGGUAAAUGUCCAGUGGAGGUACAAAAGACGUUGGAACUCCUCCCACACUUUGAGUCCUUUUUCACAAGUGAAAGUAAAGUUAUUCCGAAUGGGGCGCUUCUCUACACUGUGCAGAGUUUUCGUUUUCCCACUCCACGUGGUCCACGCACCAUUACACGUGCGUUAGUAGAAACCCCCGGGAAGUACUUCUCAACACUGCAGGAGGAAAAGGGUGGGGGUCACUUUCUCUGCUGUUAUGAGGAUAAGGAAUGGCUGCGUUACUUUACUUAUCUGCAGUUGGAUCAACUGCGGUUUGCGUGGGUGGCGGUGAAGGAGUUGGUGGAGGAGCACAAGGCAGUGCAGCGCACAGACGGCAGUCUCACCGGACUUGCACGGCGUGAUAUUAAAAAGAAUAACAACAUUAGUAAUACUAAUAAUACUAAUAAUGAUAAUAAUAAUACUGAUAGUCUGGAGGCUGGGGAUAUCUCCACGGUGUUGGCUCCACAGCGGCCGCAGCGCGGGAGUAAUAUCAUCACAGGCCCAACAGCCGAGGCCCGCAAAGUACGUGCGGAGCUGCGGGAGAAGAAAUACAUGUCGGAGUUGCUGCGGGAGGAAUGUGCAGCCCGCUGGCCACACACGCCUGUGCAUAAGUCUGUUGUGAUUACAGUCGCAGAGGAGCGCAUCUCGACAACAACAACAACAGGAGGAGGAAGAGGAGGAGGCCGUAAAGGACCGCGGAUGUAUAGUGCUGCGGUGGAACUGCCGCUGUUGAAUAAGAAAGGGGCAGUGGCGGUGUUUAAAGCCCCGCAGUGGUGUACAACCCGUCGAGAUGCGGAGAAUGCGGCGGCGGAAUUGGCACUCCGAGCACUUCGCGGAGUAAAGUCGUAA
This is a messenger RNA of Trypanosoma theileri, 1167 nucleotides long. RefSeq lists its product as uncharacterized. Lineage: Eukaryota; Euglenozoa; Kinetoplastea; Trypanosomatida; Trypanosomatidae. The transcript has a single exon. The coding region runs from base 1 to 1167 and encodes 388 amino acids. The record is from RefSeq and is a predicted model, not a curated record.